AGUACUCCGCAGACAAGACGAGUCAGGAGCCAACCAGGCCUAAGCGUCAAUCAAGAGGUGGAAGAGCCAAAGCCAUAGUGGCUGAGGAAGCAAGGCACAAAGUAGAAGCAAGCAAGCUCAUGGCGAUUCCCAAGGUCGACCUGUGCAGGCUGGAUCCCAGCAGCCCUGGAUGGGCCUCAGCUCGUGCUACGGUGACGGUGUCCAUGGUGGAGCACGGCUGUGUUGUCGUCGCGUGCGACGCGCUCGGCGCGGAGCUCCGGCGGGCCCUGUUCGAGCGUUGCAUGCCGGAGCUCUUUGAGUUCCCCGCCGAGACCAAGCAGCGGAACGUCUCAGCCGACUCUGCGUUGAGGGGCUACGUCGGGAAGCUUCCCGGCCUGGACUUCGAGAGCUUCAAUGUCGCAGAGAUCACGGAGCCCCGCAGUGUCCGUGACUUCAGCAGCAUCUUCUGGCCGCAUGGAAACCCGGAGUUCUGCGACACAGUCAUUUCAUUCGUCAGUAACCUACUCGAACUGGAGCAUACGGUGGAGAAGAUGACCCUGGAAGGCCUCGGCGUCCGGGAAGAGACCAUUGCUGCCCACCGCCAGACGCUCACCCACAGUCUUCGCCUGUCACACUACGGCGUGCCGGAGGAGUCGAAGAUGGGCGUGACCCUGCCAAGGCACACCGAUCCUAGCUUCACGACGGCGAUCGUGCAGCAUGAGGUGGAAGGCCUCGAGGUGCAGGCUAAGGAUGGGAGCUGCUGGAUCACCAUCCCUCCCGAGGCGGACACGAUCACCAUCAUCGCCGGCGACCUGCUCACAGUGGUAACAAACGGGAGGGUACCCGCGUGCGUUCACCGUGUAAAGACCGCAAGCAAUCGCGAACGCUUCUCGGUGCUGUUCACCGUCGUGGCAAAGAACGGAGCUGUGUUGAGUGCCAUGGAUGAACUUGUCGACCCGGACCAUCCUCUGAUGUACAACCCCUUGAAGAUAGAUGAGUACAUGCUGUUCCGUUACUCGGAGGAAGCAUUUAAGUUAAGCGAUCCAUUGGAGGAGUUCUGCGGAGUGCACAAGAGUGGAUCGUCCACAGAGUGAUCUUAGCCCAACAAACUGUGUCAUGUGGCUAGGAUCCGUCCCUAGAGCUAUUGCUAUCUGUAACACUCAUCUAUCUGGCUUUUAAUUUCCUACUUUCAGAUCAACGAACGGCAAAAUAUCACGUUUGUAAUGAAUAAAAUGUUCCUUGUUUAUGUAUUGAUCUCAUGAAGGAAUAACGCCGAGAUAGCUAUUUUUAA
Messenger RNA from Panicum virgatum (switchgrass), 1270 nucleotides. RefSeq names its product probable 2-oxoglutarate-dependent dioxygenase AOP1. The record is from RefSeq and is a predicted model, not a curated record. The transcript has 3 exons. Gene Ontology annotation, molecular function: dioxygenase activity. Bases 120 to 1073 code for a protein of 317 amino acids. Lineage: Eukaryota; Viridiplantae; Streptophyta; Magnoliopsida; Poales; Poaceae.